Messenger RNA from Colletotrichum destructivum, 1068 nucleotides. RefSeq lists its product as uncharacterized. NCBI's taxonomy places the organism in Eukaryota, Fungi, Ascomycota, Sordariomycetes, Glomerellales, Glomerellaceae. The transcript has a single exon. The record is from RefSeq and is a predicted model, not a curated record. The coding region runs from base 1 to 819 and encodes 272 amino acids.
AUGCGCUCGCACCAGAUCCAGGAGCACGGUUACAAGAGCUGCUCUAUCUGCCCGUCAUUUUCGAAAGAUCUAUCGUCGCACUUCCAGAGCCACAAACAGGAGCCAGACUCAAUGUACCACCAACUAUCCGUGAUCUACAACAAGCUUCAGCGCUUCGCAGCUCUUAAACCGUCUUCAAAAGCACUCUUGGACCAGGCUGCAGAGUGCAUCAAGCAAGCCAUUUUCGUUGAGAAUCAGGGUCUCCCUGGAACCAAUCAUGGAUUCACUGCCCUGGAGGACACACAGCACACCCAAGCCCAAGGCGCAUAUUCUACAUCUGCGCGGGUACAAGAGCCUUUGUUUCGUAGCGAAAAAGUGGAGUCUCGAUCCUCUCCUGCCGAAAGAUCUUCGAACAGGGACACCGGUGACGACAAUAGUCUAAGGCGGUCGGGUCGACAGCAGAGUGGAAGCAAAAGGACUCUCCUAAAAUCCUUCGGGCCAGUAAACACGCAGCGCAAAAAGCCCAGAACUUCCGUUGCCGGAAAAAUCAGAUCGAACGACAUCCUGAAGACGGCCACAAGCCAGGAAACAGUGAAGGACUUCGUCGAGGCAGUGAGGUCCAACAAUCCACUUGAUCCGCUGCAACUGCAAGAUAAAGAGCGACGCCAUGCGAGCCAGAGUGAUUACGGAUCGCUAUCCCGGAUCAGUCAAUUCGCGGAAAAGUGCGAGCGUCUAGUUGGUCGCGCAAAAUUAAGGUACUACUAUGCUCUUUUGAAAAUGUCUCAGCUAGUUGACCGUACCAUGAAGGACGCAGGCAGGCAGAGAGUGGAUUCUGCGUAGUUGCACAAGAUCCUGGAACAAUGCAAAACCAACGACUAUAAUCGGAACAAGCGUCGUAAUCAACUUCAGCUUGGCCGCAAGUUGCAAAGGGUUAUUGGUCCUUCUAUAGGGCUGCUCUGUUUUCUAGCUGUUGGCCAGGUGGAUAUCGGAAAGAGUUUGGCAUUUACAGAUGACGAUAUAACGCGUUUCCAUGUUGGCAUGAGAAAGCAUGAAACUUGUGGGUCGCUGGGGAGCAGUAAUUAAGACUUU